UAGCCCCACGAACACGGACCGUAACAGACGGACCGAACUUCCACUGUUAAGCCGUUCCACGCGUGUGUCUGCGAGAGUGUAUGUGUGGUGCACGUGUCUGUGUGUGUAUGUGUGUUUUUUUUAAAUAAUUUAUUUAUAACUAAUAUGGCGAUCUAAAAUAUAAUUGUUUGGAUAUAUACCUAUAUUUAUAUAUAUAUAUAUCAUAAUAUAUACUAUUAUGUAUAAGUAAUUGAUGAUUUCGAUAUUACCAAUGUAUUAUAUGUAAAUAUGUCGUAUAUAUGAAUAUAUGCUAUAAUUUAAUCGCCGCCCAGGAUCGUGUUUAACAAUGGAAAUUUGAAUCUGAAGGCUUUACGUUUAUAACCCUCAGUGUUUGUCACUUAAGCAGAUUUUGAGAGUGUCCGCGUGACACAAGCAGAAGUUUUAGCAUUUUAAGUCAAUAACAAGUGUACUAUGGUGUAUUUACUACACAGAAACCGGAUAUGGUUAUCCGCCGGGCUGUUGGUGUUCAUUAUUGCAGUGUGCUCAUCGACAUCCGUACUCCAGACGGAUAAUGAUUUGGUGUUUGAAGAUGAUCGAACAUCAAGUAACAUUUUGGAUAGUUUAAACCCACCUAAUCAAUCGGUAUCCAAAUUGCUAAGCUUUGUACAUGGAUCAGUGAAGCGGAUGAAACGAUCGUUUUGGUCAAUUUUAGGAGAAGAAGAAACAACUGAAAAAACUUCUACUGAAUCUAUAUCAUCAUCUAGUGUUGAUACCAAUAUAUUAUCAAGGGUGACGAGAACGACGCAGGAAGAAGUAGAUACAACGAUUUCAAUGACAGUAGCAGAUAGUGGACCAAAUCGUGGAGAUAUAUCAUCGCUCGAUGACGAUGAAGACAACGAUCUGACGUCGGGCGAUGGUAAUCAUUCGGGUGAUGGACCAGACAUAGAUGAUCAUUAUACGACGAACAAACCACGGCUAGUUGAAGUACAACUAGUACAAGAUGAUCUAUUCUCUAGAGAUAAUGUGAAUAGCUUUAAUUUAACUAUUAAUAUUCCAACCAACUCUGUUACUGUCGAUUCUACCACUACUACAAGCACCGCCGCUACUACUGUUACAACGACAACAACAACAGAGACCACAGCUACCCAACCAUCCACAGUCACUCAAACGUCCACGACUACUGAGUCCCCAACGAGCGCGGCGCCGCUAUCACCAUCUCAAUUAUUUGUCGAACAAGGCACAAUUAUUUUUAGGGUACAUUUAACAAUCAUGGAGCCAUAUACUAAAGACUAUGCUAAUAUGAGAAGCGAAGCUUUUGAAUGGCUGGCCAAUAAUAUAACUCUAUCACUGAAUGAAGCAUUAAAACAAUAUGGAACUUACUCACCAAGAGUAGUAGCAAUCCAGCCAAGUAGCGACGAGUUUUUUGUAAGAGCAACCGUUGACAUUGAAUCCGAAGGACGUGAAUCUAAAGAAACAUUAGAAAAUCAGCUCCGUUAUUUCAUAUCAAACUCUAGAGAUUUUAAUCCAAGCAGCCCGCUUACUGUUAUCGAUAAAGGAUUCGAUAUCAUACAAGCAUAUGCUGGUCUCACCGCUACUUGUCAAUCGAGUGAAAUGCUUUGUGUAGUCACCAACACUUGUUUACCACCUGAAUCUCGAUGCAAUGGCACGACUGAAUGCCCAGACGGAACUGACGAACAAAUGUGUCCGAUUGUUACAAGACUUCUUAUACCUCACAUUUGCGGAGUUGAUGAAUUUCAAUGUGACGAUACUACAUGUAUUCCAAAUUCAAAAAGAUGCAAUGGUCUUAGUGAAUGCUUGGAUCAAACUGACGAGCGAGAUUGUCCAUUAACUCCCGAAUGUACUGCUGGACAAUUCAAAUGUCAUCUUACAUCGUUUUGUAUCGAAAAAUCUUUACAAUGCAACAGAAUAAAAAAUUGUCAGGACGGUUCGGACGAAGAAAAUUGUCCUGAAAAGGUUUGUGAUGAAAAUUCAUUUUCAUGCCGAAGCACAGAUCAGUGCAUUGAUAGAAGAAAAGAAUGCGACACACGGAUUGAUUGCGAUGACGGAUCUGACGAAGAAAACUGCUCUAAUUGCGGCCCUGAAGAAUUCCAAUGUCACAAUGGUAAAUGUUUGUCCAUCGACAAAAGAUGCAACGGUAAAACUGAAUGCAGCAACGGUGAAGAUGAGGUUAAUUGUGGAAUACCGGGUGGUGACAGUCUUGUCAGUCUUGGUACAGACCCCAUGCUCGCACCUUGCGCUGAAUCAGAUUUCACAUGUGCUGACAUGAGUUGCAUACCCUUGUCGAGGUCUUGCGACGGCCGUUCGGAUUGUCCGGACGCAGAAGACGAGCGGAAUUGCACAAAUGACAGACCAUCGUUAUCGUCUGCAAACACUAAUCAGGCAUCGUCACCGGUCACCACAUCUCCUUCUGCAAUUGCCACGGUGUGUUUUACCAACGAGUUUCGAUGCCACGACGGAAGUUGUGUGAGCAUCCAUUACCGCUGUGAUGGUAUUAACGACUGUAAGGAUCAAAGUGACGAAUUGGACUGUGCUCCCACGACUAUAGUGACUCCCAACGUCACUAAUAUUGAAACCACCACUGUAUUAUACCCGCAGUACCAAAAUCCUUCUGUGUUCGUAACCUGCAACUGGAACGAAUUUGCUUGCCGCAACGGUCGGCAGUGCGUCCCGAAAUCGGCGAAAUGCAACAACAACUACGAGUGUCAAGACUAUUCGGACGAAGACAAUUGCUAUGGAGCUCCAGAUGGUUUAAAUCUAAAAACAUAUCCCAAUGAACAAACAAUAAAAGAAAACAGAGAAGUAGUAUUUCAAUGCAGAGACGAAGGUCCUCUGAGAGCACCUGUUAGAUGGUCUCGUGGCAAUGGACUAUAUUUACCUUCUGGGUCUAGGGAUAUCGGAGGCCGAUUAGAAAUGCCUAAUAUCAAGGUUGAACACAGUGGCACAUACGUGUGCGAAGCAAUCGGUUUCUCAGCUUCAGACCCUGGAUCCCGCGUAUCCGUCUUCCUAAAAGUAGAGCCAUGGAUUGAUGUAACGGUUCGGCCAUUAGAAUCUUGUGGUUUGAAUGAAGCUACGUGUUCUAAUAAACAAUGUAUAUUAAAAACAAAAGUUUGUGAUGGCCAAGUAGAUUGUUCAGACGGAUCAGAUGAAACCCGUUGCAAUAUGUUUGGAUGCCAACCUAACGAGUUCCGCUGUAGUAAUAAAAAAUGUAUACUUAAAACUUGGGUGUGUGAUGGUCAAGACGAUUGUGGAGAUAAUUUUGAUGAACAGAACUGUGAACAAAAAUUAUCGGAUUCUCGCUGUUUAUAUAGUGAAUUUGAGUGUAGAAAUAAAGAGUGCAUUCCAAAAUCUUUCCAAUGUGAUUCUCAAAGUGAUUGUUCAGAUGGAAGUGAUGAAAUUGGUUGUCUUCCUGUACAAUUCCAAACUACACCUCCUCCAUUGAUAACACUAGAAAUUGGUGAAGUAUUCAUAACAACAUGCAAAGCUGUUGGUGUACCAACCCCAGAAAUAUCAUGGCGAUUGAACUGGGGUCAUGUACCGACAAAAUGUGAAAUGACUAGUGUCAAUGGAUUUGGCACACUCACUUGCCCUAAUAUUCAAGAAGCUGAUCAAGGUGCAUACAGUUGUGAAGGUAUCAACAUACAUGGGUCCGAAAUAGCAGUACCAGAUACAAUAUUAGUUGUGAAACCAUCUAAUAUAAUUCAACAAACGUCAUGUCCUAAAGGAACAUUUAAUGAUAUAGCUUUAUCACAAAAUGAUUGUAUCAACUGUUUUUGUUUUGGAAUCUCAAGUAAUUGUAGAAGUUCCAAACUCUUUAAGAUUCAGAAUACACCAUCAUUGUAUCAACUUAGAAUAGCUAAUGUUCAUAUUGAACCUUCUUCAUUUAGAGUAGAACUACAACCAACAAGUUCUAGUGCUCAUCAAAUAAAUGUUAAUGGUAAUGAAGCUUUACAAGUGUUUACAGUCAAUAAUGCUUCAAGGCAAUCUGAAGACAUAUAUCCAUAUUUCAAAUUCCCAGAAAGUUAUUUAGGCAAUCAGCUUAAAUCUUAUGGGGGAUACAUAAAAUACACAGUUAGGUAUGAGGGAAAUGGAGAUCCGAUUACAUUCAUACCAGACAUAAUUUUGAUUGGAAAUGGUAUUAAACUUAUGUAUUUUGGUCCGGAAACAACAGUAGGCUUGGAUACAGUUGUAUCAGCUAAAUUAUUUACUAAUGUUUGGAAAAAAGAAAGUACCAGUACUAGUUAUUCUGAUGAUACACUAGCAACUAGGGAAGAUGUCAUGAUGGUUUUAGCUAAUGUGGAAAAUAUUUUAAUCAGGGGUCAAUAUGUUUCUCAACAAUCUGAAACAAACAUAAAACAUAUAAAAUUGGACUCUGCACAAACAUUGAAUAGUGUAAAUGAACAUGUAGCAUUUGUUGAAGAAUGCCAAUGUCCAGCCGGUUAUACUGGUCUAUCAUGUGAAAGCUGUGCUCCUGGAUAUGUACGCAGACAACAAGGUUCCUGGUUAGGACAGUGUUAUAAAGAAGAUACAGAAGUCUGUCCUACAGGAAUGUAUGGAUCUCCACCAAGAGGAAUACCAUGCAGACACUGUCCUUGUCCCUUAACAUCAUCUGGCAAUCAAUUUGGUAAAGGUUGCUACCUAGACACUGAUGGAUUACCGACAUGUAACUGUGUUGAUGGAUAUGUUGGACGAAGGUGCGAACAAUGUGCCUCAGGAUAUUCAGGAAAUCCUUUACAACCUGGAGAUUAUUGCAAACAAGGUAUAUGUGAUGUAGCUGGUUCAAUAUCACCAUUCCCUGAUGAGAGAACUGGAAAAUGUGUCUGCAAGGAUUAUACAACUGGUGAUUUAUGUAACCAAUGUAAGGCUAACACGUUCAACAUUGCACCAGAUAACCAAUUUGGUUGCAUUAGCUGUUUCUGUAUGGGUGUAUCCAAUCAAUGUACCAGUUCCAGACUGUAUAGACAAGAAGUACACGCAACAUUCGCAAGGACCAACCAAGACAUCAAAUUAAUUCAGCGUAAAAAUUUUGUUCCUUUACCAAAUCUAGUAGUGGAUUCAAGUACAAGAGAACUUGUUUACUCAGACUUUCCUCCAGGCAGUCAAGAAGUGUAUUAUUGGCAAUUACCUCCACGUUUUUUGGGAAAUAAAAUAACUUCAUAUGGUGGUUCUCUUAGUUAUAUCUUAAGACAUGUUCCAGUUCCAGGUGGUCAGUCUUCCAAAAACAGUGCACCAGAUAUCGAACUCAUAAGUGAAAACAAAAUCCGAUUGUUGCAUUAUAGCCGUGAAAAUGUAGAACCAAAUACUUUAAAAACUACAUCAGUUAAGCUAUUAGAACAAAAUUGGCAACGACCAGAUGGUCAGGUUGCAGAUCGUGAACAUUUAUUAAUGGCUUUAGCUGGUUUGAAAUUCAUAUUAAUUAAAGCAACUUACACAACUGGCACUAAAGAAGCAGCUAUACAGUCAGUAACGCUUGAAAUUACUGAUUCAUUCAAUACUGGCAAAAAUAGAGCUGUUGAAGUAGAAGAAUGUUUGUGUCCAGAAGGAUACAAAGGUUUAUCAUGUGAAGAUUGUGCUGUUGGUUAUACUAGAAAUGGUCAAGGUCUCUAUUUAGAAAUAUGUGAACCAUGUACAUGUAACGGUCAUUCAAAUCAUUGUGAUCCUGACUCUGGAAUUUGUGUUAACUGCCAAAAUCAUACAACAGGAGAUACAUGUAAUGAAUGUUUACCAGGUUAUACUGGUAACCCAGUUAAAGGCAUACCAUGUGAAGCUAGUGAAGUGAUUCCAGUCUGCGAUUGUGAUUCUCGGGGCACUUCAUUACCCUGUCAAGACAAUAGAUGUGUUUGCAAAACCAAUGUUGAAGGACCUCGCUGUGACCGUUGUAGACCUGGUACAUUUGACUUGUCAGAAAAUCAUAUAGAAGGAUGUUUAGAGUGUUUCUGUUCUGGUGUUUCUCAAAACUGUUAUCCUUCCAAUUUAUUUGUUACUCAAAUUCCAAUGCAGUUAUUCGGACAAAAUCAUGGUUUUACUUUAACUGAUAGUACUAGAAACAGGUUCAUUAAAUCUGGCUUUUUAACUGACGUGUCAAGAAAUGAAAUUGGUUAUGACUAUACGCCUAAUCGUGGUGAACAACUAUUUUGGUCAUUGCCAUCUUCUUUUACAGGAAAUAAGAUUACAUCCUAUGGAGGUUCCCUCAACUGGACCCAACGCUAUACCACUUUUCCAGGAUCCACAAUACGUGACGACACAGACAUUAUACUUGUUGGAAGUGGAAUAUGGUUAUUUAAAUCAAAUGAUAAAAAAAUUCAGCCAGGCGAAACAACCGUACUAAGUACUCAUUUAGUAGAAAAAGGUUGGCGUCGAUUAAUUUCUUCGGGACCACAACCUGCAUCAAGAGCUGAAUUUAUGAAAGUUCUUUCAUCUAUUGAAGCCAUCUUAAUUCGUGCAAUACAUGCUUCUCAGACUAAUAGAACAUACCUCAGUGAUGUGAGUUUAGAUACAGCUAUUGAAUCAGAAACUGGUGGCGUACGAUCAACCAGUGUUGAAAUAUGCAGAUGUCCAGUUGGUCACCGAGGGACAUCAUGUGAAAUAUGUAGUGUUGGAUAUUACAAGAACACCAAUGACCAAUGCACAAGAUGCCCAUGUAAUGCUAAUGAAGAAAGCUGCUCUUUAGGCUCAGACUUAAAGGUCACUUGUAAUUGUCUACCUGGAUACACUGGAUCUUCAUGCAAUACCUUAGUUAACAAUAGACUACCAUCCUCAAUCAAAACACCAUCAUCACCACCACCACUUCCACAGCCAGAAAUUUAUAUCCAAAUUACUGAGCCAAAAAUCGAAAUUGUUGAAAUAGGAAAUACAGUUACAUUACACUGUGCUGCUAAUUCUCGUCGUUCACAAAGAAUUAAUAUAACUUGGUCAAAAGAAGAUGGAUAUUUGCCAUCUGAGCGUACACAAGACAAUGGAUCCGGUUACUUGUAUAUAACUAGCGUGGAACCUUCAGAUAGUGGAGUAUAUAUUUGUACAGCAUCGGAUGGAUAUUCAUCCUUCAGUGAUAAAAAAACACUGAAAAUAGCAGACAAAGCAGCAAUAACCAGUAAACCGAUACAAAGUCAGCCAGAAAUUUACAUCACAGUUUCAGAUCCAUCAAUCGAGAUCGUGGAAAUUGGUAGUACUGUAAGGUUUAGAUGUGAUGCCAGAUCUAGACGUAGUCGGCCUGUUGUAUUAAAAUGGACAAGAGAAGGCGGUAGUUUACCUGCAAAUAGAGCAAUUGAUAAUGGAUCAGGAUAUUUGCUAUUUACAAAUCUUGACACAUCAGAUUCUGGAGUAUAUGUGUGCACUGCUUCUGAUGGUUAUUCAGCCAUCAGUGAAAAGAAAACACUUGCCGUUGGAGGUGGAACAAAUGUUAUUAAACCAACUGUUGAAAUCAGACCUAAAUACCUUAGACUCAAAGUUGGUGAACCAGCUGAAUUUGUUUGUUCAUCUCCUGGAGCACCUACACUAGAAUGGUAUAGAGGAUUAGAUCAACAGUUUAGCCCAUCUUAUUGGACUGCGGAUGGUGUGUUCCGUAUUUCGGCAGUAAAACAAUCCGAUCAAGGCACUUAUUUCUGUAGAGCAACAAAUCAAAAUGGCGAAACUGAUUCACAAAGAGUCAUAAUUUAUAUUGAACCUUCCCAAAAUGUCACAAAUGGACCAAAUGAUUUUUUGUCACUGACAAUAGAUCCACCCCAAUAUUCAGGACCGGGUGAUGUUGUACGUCUUCAAUGUAUUAGUUCAGAUGACUCUCAGUAUGCAUUAAAAUGGUCAAAAGCAGGAAAUCAACCAUUACCAUAUGGAUCUGAACAAAGUGGUGGUCUUUUGACUCUCAACCGUCUUAAACCUUCCAACUCUGGUAUGUACGUCUGUUCAGCAAUUUCAUAUAGAUCUGGAGCGAUUGAAUCAGAAGUUGAAGUACCAGUCAAUAUUGUGCAAAGAAGAAAUCCACCAAGCUUACGCAUCGAACCAGACAGACAAAUAGUUCCACAAGGUACCCUCGCAGAACUCAGAUGUCUGUCGACUACUGAUCCCAAUCUUCAAGUACAAUGGUUUAAAAUAAAUGAAAAUUUAACACCAAAUGUUCAGAUAAGUGGAUCUUUACUACGCAUACCAUCGGCUCAAGUCAAAGACCGCGGUAUUUAUGUUUGUAAAGCUACAAAUGAAGGCGGAACAGCACAAGCAUCUUCUAUUAUUGAUAUUGAACGAAGGGAAGCUCCAACUAUUGAACUAUAUCCAAGUGCUAGACAAAUCGUAACUCUUGGAGGUAGUGUACUAUUCCAAUGUCGAGUAACUGGUGGAAUUCCUACACCUAUUAUCAAGUGGACUAGACGGAAUGGUGAAAGUUUACCUAGUCAAAUGGAAGAGAUUCCACCCGGAGUUAUAAAAAUCACUGGUAUGGAAGCAUCUAGUGCAGGUGAGUAUGUUUGUGAAGCAAGAAACAAUGCUGGCAUGACAUCAGCUACAGCCAUUCUUGAAGUUCAAUCUCUCCCUGUUAUUAAGUUAAGACCUUCUGGUAUUGUAACUGUACUACCAGGAAAACAAGUUAAGCUUCAUUGCCAUGCUACUGGAAACCCAACACCUACCGUGACAUGGACUAAACUUACACAGGGUUAUCCUUCUUACCAGGAAUCUCGCAGUAACACGGAGUCUUCCGAUAUAGUUGAAUAUGUUAUAGAUAGUGCUCAACCAUCAGAUACUGGAACUUAUUCUUGUGUAGCACAAAAUUCUGCCGGACCUGUGGAGGACCGAAUACAAUUAAUUGUGUCUGACGACGUGAAUGAAAUAUCUGGUGGAGAAAAUGAAGGACAAAUAAAUACAAAUGAAGAGGAUAAUAAACCAUCUGGACCGUUUAGAGGUGAUAUAGCCGGAAAUGACGAAAAUGGAGGUGUCAUUUCUAAUACAAAACCCGAAGAUGAAUUAGUAAAUUUGGUAGGAUCUAGAGCAGUUCUCACUUGCAAUGCUGAUCCAACUGCAAUUAGAGAUCGCAUUAAAUUAACAUGGUUGAGAGGUAACCAACUAUCAUUAUCAGAAGAGCAUGAUAUUAUCGAUAAUAUGCUAAUUCUAAGAAAUGUUCAGAAAUCGGAUCAAGGCCUGUACAACUGUAUAGGUCUUGAAAACGACGGAACUGUUGUCUUCAGUCGAUCCAUUACAUUAAGAGUAGUUGAACCUCCAAGAAUUGUAUUGAACCCAACACGCCAAGUAGUUAAACGAGGUGACAACGCUCAAAUUAUAUGCUCCGCAGAUGGAGAUCAACCUAUUACAAUUACUUGGUCAAAAUUGUCGAGUCGCUCGUUACCACCUACUGUACAAACGAGUGGAGGAUUUUUAAGAUUCAAUGGUAUCACUGAACAAGACACUGGUAGAUAUUUAUGUAAAGCUGCAAACAAUAUUGGUGAAGCUGAAUCUGUUGCUGAAGUCAUAGUGAACGAUAACUCGCGAGAUCGUCCUGCUCCGAUCAUUAGAGCUAUUGAUCACAAUCAAGAAGUAUUUGAAGGUGGAAACACUAAUCUUCGGUGUGUGCUACCUAGAUCAAGUGAACAAUACACCGUGAAAUGGAGUCGUACCCGAUCACCACUUCCAAAUGACAGUCAAUUACGCGGGGAUGUACUAAGCUUAAGAAACUUACGUGUAAAUGACACUGAUCGUUACUUAUGUAAAGUCGAUAGUCCAUACGGAUCAACUACUGACUACAUAGAUCUCCGUGUUCUCCCAUCUUGUCUGUCUGACGAGUUCCGCUGUAACGACGGGCGAUGCAUUUAUAUUGCACAUUAUUGCGAUGGCAUACCUCACUGUUCCGACGGUUCGGAUGAAGAAGAAUCAUGUUUGGAGAAGAAAAAUAGAAUUGGUCGAAACUCUGGUCUUUAUAUUAAGCCCAGUCAAGGAGCGGUUUACAUUGGUGACAUAUUAGAGCUUGAGUGUAUUUGGACCUCUGACACAAGUUCUAGUGAAUACAGCGAAAUUACGUGGGCCAAAGUAAAUGACGACAUGGAAAACAAUGUUGAAAAUCUAGGAUCCAUUAUCAAGUUUAAUGAUGUGAAACCAGAGAACAGCGGAACUUACAGGUGUACGAAACGAGAUAAAAACAAUAACAUCAUCACUGAAGAUUACGAGUUAACUGUUACACCAACUCCAUCUGAUGCGGCUUUACCAUCAGUGAGUACCAAGUACGCACCAUAUGGAAAAUCUGUUGUAGUCGAAUGUAACACCGAUCUAUCACUACCAGUAGAAUAUUCUUGGGCCAAGUUUGGACCUCAAAUGGAACCUAUAUACGAUCGCAGAAACUUAACACUGUACAACGUUACUGAAAAGAGUGCGGGACUGUACUUGUGUACAGCUUCGAACGAAAUGGUGAGAUUGGAUAUCCCAACAGUGCUUGUCGUCACCGGAAUCGUACCCUCAUUCCGUGGUACCGACAGCUACCUAGCAUUCCCAACCCUCCUCAACACUUAUUUAGAACUGAACAUCGAAGUUCACUUCAAACCCGAAAUGAACGAUGGUUUGAUAUUGUACAACGGUCAAAAAUCUGGUGGAUCAGGUGACUUUUUCUCGUUCGGGCUUCGUGACGGUGUUCCUGAGUUCCGUUUUGACGUUGGAUCUGGGGCUGCGAUCAUAAAAGCCACCGAACCUGUGACGUUGAAUGAAUGGCACAUUGCUAAGCUCGAAAGAGUUAAAAAACACGGUACUAUGUACAUCGAUGAUCGCGGUCCGUACCGCGGAGUCAGUCCGGGCACCUUCCAAGGAAUGGAUUUGUCCCAACUCUUAUACAUUGGUGGAGUACCCGACUUUGGAUCGAUACACAAAGAUGCAGGAUUCCAAACCGGAUUCAUUGGUUGCGUCAGCGGUUUCAAAUCGGAAAGCCGUACGUAUAACUUGAUGAAGGACUCGGUUGACAAAGAAGGUUUAGGCACAUGUGACGUUUGUUCCAACAAUCAGUGUUUGAACCAAGGUAUUUGUCAAGAGGCUCAAACCAGUCAGGGGUACACGUGUAUAUGCCAACCUGGUUACAGCGGCGAGUAUUGUGACAAGAUAAGUGAAGUGUGUACGCCUGGCAUCUGUGGACUUGGUGAAUGUUUGAACGGUCACGAUGAAAUCGAAUGCAAAUGUAAAAUCGGUACACUCGGAAAGAGAUGUGAACGUACCGUUGAUAUCGUAGAACCAUAUUUUUCUGGCAAAUCUUAUCUAGCAUACCCGGCACCAACUUCGCAACAGAAACUAACAAUAUCCUUGAAAAUAAAUCCGGCGUCUUUGACAGACGGCGUGAUUCUUUACGCCGCUCAAAACCAUCAAGGAAUCGGCCAAUUUAUGUCAGUGACGUUGAAGAACAGACAAGUGGAAUUCCGUUACACCGUAGCCGGUAUGACGUCCAUGUUGCGAAGCAGGCAAAACUUGGAAAUUGGCGAGUGGACCACGAUAACCGUUAGCCGUAACACGGAAACACAGGAAUGCAAAUUGUCAGUCAACAAAGAAACGCCAAUCAGGUCCAUUGAAAACGGUAACAUGCAUGCAUUGGAAUUGAAAACUCACUUAUUUGUGGGUGGUUACGAUUCGUACAAGGUGAAAAUCGCCAAAUCCGUAGAAGUCGAGACCAAUUUCAAAGGAUGCAUAAAAAUGCUCAAAGUAUCCGGAAUGGACUUGGACAUGAUAGGUUCUAUUGUGGAUUCUGCGAACACGGAAGACUGCGUAGCUGCACGUGGAGACGCUUGUUCAUAUAACCACUGUAAAAAUUAUGCAAACUGUCACACUACGCCCAAACAUUACGAAUACGAAUGUGAAUGUGAAAAUGGAUUCAGUGGCCCGAAGUGCGACAUCGAAGCGAAGUUGUGUUUAACAUUGAAACCAUGUCACAACAACGGCAUAUGCACUGACAUAGAUUCUAACUCGUAUAGGUGUGACUGCCCGCUUGGACAUUCUGGUCCGACGUGCGACGACAAGGUAGUAUUAGACAUCACUGCGAAUUUCAGCGGUAAUAGUUAUCUGCAGUUGGAAAACAGUCUACUGGACCGAAACAAGAGAGAACAUUCCAUAUCGAUGACGUUCACAACAGAUUCAGCUAACGGUCUGUUAUACUGGCAAGGUCAAGAGCCCAACAAUGACGGCGUAGUCGACAAUUACAUUGCAGUCUCGAUCGUCAACGGGUACGUGGAACUUAGUCACAGAUUCAAAGGCAGAUCGACACCAGCGAUCCGAGCCACGGACCAUCACGUCAACAACAACGAACCUCAUGUGAUAUUGAUUCGCGGAAAUGGAGCUGAAUGGUCUCUGGAGCUGGACAGGCUAACCACAGAAUACGGUAAAGAAAGGGACGUGGACAUACAACAACUCUUGGAAUCUACAGAUUUGAUAUACAUUGGUGGAGUACCGGAAGUCAUACUAACAGCGAACGACAACCAUUACAAAGGGUACGAGGGUUGUAUCGGAGACGUGCGUAUUCAGGACUCAGGAUACGUAAAUCUGGGGCAAAAAUCAUUGUCCGGCAAAAACGUUGCUACUUGUAACAGACACGACGUUAACAACAUCAUUCAAAGAAAUGAUUAAUAUAAUCGAUGGACAAAAUGCACCUCAGUCAACGACUGCAAACAACGCUAAAGACAACAAUAAUAAUAUUAUAUUAUAUAAUUUUUAAAAGCAAAAACGCUAUUUUUUUUUUUUUUUUAGUUUAAAUAUAUUUUAUAAUCAAAUCGCUUUUAACGACGCCUACUUUUGUAAUUUUUAAACUUAUUUGCGUUUAUAGUUUAUAAAAAAAAUAUCAAAUUAUUUAAUAAGAAUUUUGUUAUGCAAUUAUAAUAACACACCGGCCUGCUAUCAUACAUAAUAAUAUGUACAUCGCAGUUCUACAGCGUAGUUAAGUAAUUUUUCAUAAUUUUUACCAUUUUUGGCCGUCGCCAUUCACCGCCAAUCGAAAUCGUUAUUCUACGUAGCAUAUAUAUAAUAUUAUAUAAAAAUAGUAUACUCUCGAAAUUCAGCCAACCAUGUGUUCUCGAAUAACGAUUCACUUGAAACUCGCUGUUUUCAUUCUUGUUAAAAUGCAAGACCAGUCCCGCGACGGACAGAAAAAAUUAAUCCCCCCCUUCACGGCCACACCACGUAGACUAAUUUGCUCGUAUAUUAUUAUUGUAUUAUUAAUUUAACACUAUUAUAUUUAUACAUUGAUUAUUAAUAAAUCGUAUAUCAUAUCGUGCCAUA
This is a messenger RNA of Rhopalosiphum padi (bird cherry-oat aphid), 13209 nucleotides long. RefSeq names its product basement membrane-specific heparan sulfate proteoglycan core protein (gene trol). Bases 451 to 12561 code for a protein of 4036 amino acids. Gene Ontology annotation, molecular function: calcium ion binding; cell-cell adhesion mediator activity. Lineage: Eukaryota; Metazoa; Arthropoda; Insecta; Hemiptera; Aphididae. Gene Ontology annotation, cellular component: plasma membrane; axon. The record is from RefSeq and is a predicted model, not a curated record. The transcript is spliced from 72 exons. Gene Ontology annotation, biological process: dendrite self-avoidance; axon guidance; homophilic cell-cell adhesion.